UUCGCAUGUCGUGUGCAGAACAACGACAGCAGUGACAGAGAACGACGAAGACGCAAGAACCACAGAAGCAGAAAAGGUUUGAGCUUUUCAAAGUUUCUGUUUAGGGUUUAGAAGACGUACUGUACGUACAUUGUUCUAAAACCAAGCAAAAAUUCAGAACCCGAAGCUUCAAAAUCGAAGCUUUUCGGCAAUGGGAGCUGUUAAAUUGGAACUUCGUUGUCCCCAAAUCAGUGAUGGAAUUGCAGCUGAUCCCGACCCAGAUUGGAGCUCUGAUGCUCUUUUGUCGGAGCUCGAUGCCUUGGAAUCCAAGCUUAGUGCGUCUUCCAAAGUUCCAGUGCCGUUUACUAAAUCCCAAUCACGGGGUUUUGUUAAUGGGAAGGGCUCGAAGAGAAGUUCUAGGCCUUUUGUUAUGCGUAUUUUCGAGGAUGAGGUGGGCGAGAUUGAGAGCGAAGAUGAGGAGAUUCAUGAUCAAUAUUCUGCUGGGGUUAAGCGGUUUACUUGUGAUGAACUUUACCUCAGUGAUGAGGAUGAGUCUGAGGAUGAGUCUGCUCUUGAAGUUCAACCUUACUUGAUGGAGGAAUUGGGAAUAGUGGAAGGAGCUCUGUUUGAGCUAACAUUAGAACAUCACCUGGGAGUCAAGGAGGAAAUUAGGAAUAAAAUUUCUGCACUGGAAACAGAUAUGAUGAGUGGAAAUAAAAAGUCUGCUUCUGCACUUCUUUGGGUUGAGAAGUAUAGAGAAGCAAGGCGGGAAACGGAUAGAAAACUCGAUACUCAGUAUCAGCGGAAAAUAGCAGAAGCACUUGAUAAUCACUUGACUGCUAUCCAACGGGAUCAUGAACUCAAAUCCCAGAUAGAAGAAAGGAAAAUAAGAAGCGACGCAGCUAUUAUUGAAGGGGCAAAAAGAAAAGAAAAGGCUCUUCAAGAAGAAAAACUUCGUCAAGAAAAAGCAAAGGCUGAAGCUGAGGCAAAACUCAGAGCUGAAGAAGCGAAAAGAGCUGCUUUGGAAGCUCAGAUGAGAGCAGAAAAGGAAGCUGCAGAAAGGGAAGCAAUUGAAGCCUCAAAGAGGGAUGCAGCUAAAGUGGUUCAGAAGGAAGCUUCAGGUAACCAGACGAACGCCAGUUUGGGAUCUCUAAAUGCUGAGACAACAGAGUCUGAAUUUGACAAAAAGAAAUCAGCAUCAGCAGGUAACAUAACAAAAGCUGCAGAAGCUGCUCUAAAGUUGGAGCAAGACAGAUUGAAGAAGUUGACAGAAUUAGAUGAAGGAAACAAGGCAUUAGGAUUGAAUUUGAAUAAGGAAUAUAUCCGUCAUGAAAGGAACAUUUCUAAGUUAAUACGACAGAUUACUGGGACUAGGGAUGUUGUCAGACAAAAAGCAGCAGAACUUGUCAAGAUUCUUAAGAAUCCCCUUUUUCCUCAAUCUGCCAGCACUGCAGCCUUUGCUAGAAAGGUUGUCUCCUAUUGUGAAAACCCUGGUAGUGCUUCUUUUGCAUGCAGUUACGUCAUUGUUCUUGUCACUUCGGAGGUUCCACAUGUGAUGGAUAUUAUUUUUGCUGAGCUAAAUAGAGCUUGUAUUUAUACGGUUCCAAAGCACAUAGUAUACUCACAGUCAGCCUUUGAAUCAAAAGAGGCAUAUUACAAAACCAUUGGAUUUCGAGAAGAUCAGGGAAAGAUUGAGAAUGUUGAGGAAUAUUUGGAACGGUUAGAAUCUUACAUGAAAUUAUACGGAGCUCUGGUUCAGACGGAAAUUGCCGGUAUUCAGAACAUGCAUGGCUUGAAAGAAGGUUGGGCUUGGAUUGCAAGAUUCUUAAAUGCACUCCCCGCUAAUAGAUUUACUGCAGUUGCACUUAAUGCAUUCCUCCGUAUGGCAGGAUAUGCUCUCUUCAAAAAGUACAAAUCCCAGUUUAGGAAGAUUCUGAACAUCGUCUCAGAAAACUUUCUGAAUGCUCUAAAAGCUCGUAAAGAUUCAACACUGAACUCGGUCAUCGCUAAGAUUCAGUCAUACAUAGAAGACAAUAAGUUCCUUCAAGAGCCAGAAGGAAGAAGCCUGGAGACCUCAUUGCUAUCCAGUAUUAUGGUCCCCGAGUCUGAUUACCAAGAUUCAUACCAUCGCGGGGGAUAUCAUUACUGAUUAUUUACCUAGAUGACAUAGCCAUGCGUAUUUGAGUUAUAUGUUUGUUGUCAUAGGUCGAAAAUGCCUGCAUUGUCCUUGUAAAUCAUUAUUUUUCUUAGGUUAAGAAAAACAAAAAAUGAAAUUAUUGUUGUCAUUUAUUGGCCUGUUGUCUAGCUGUAUGAAUGUACUUCUAGAGUUUGUAGGCAGUCCAGAUUUUAUCUGGGGCGUAAUCAGGAAUUAGAAAUACCAAAAAAAAAAAAAAAAAUGAUUCUCUUCUAGGAGUUAUACAGCUAUCAUUUGUAAUUUUUGCAGUGUGUGUGGCUGCUGCUAUUUAAUAUUUCAAGGGAAAUUAUUCUCUUCACAUAAUCAUUCGGUAC
This is a messenger RNA of Morus notabilis, 2487 nucleotides long. RefSeq names its product protein GLE1. The record is from RefSeq and is a predicted model, not a curated record. Lineage: Eukaryota; Viridiplantae; Streptophyta; Magnoliopsida; Rosales; Moraceae. Gene Ontology annotation, cellular component: nuclear pore cytoplasmic filaments; cytoplasm; nuclear pore. The transcript is spliced from 15 exons. Gene Ontology annotation, molecular function: inositol hexakisphosphate binding; phospholipid binding; translation initiation factor binding. Gene Ontology annotation, biological process: regulation of translational initiation; poly(A)+ mRNA export from nucleus; regulation of translational termination. The coding region runs from base 191 to 2128 and encodes 645 amino acids.